This is a messenger RNA of Anopheles stephensi (Asian malaria mosquito), 12174 nucleotides long. RefSeq names its product titin. The coding region runs from base 694 to 8964 and encodes 2756 amino acids. The record is from RefSeq and is a predicted model, not a curated record. Lineage: Eukaryota; Metazoa; Arthropoda; Insecta; Diptera; Culicidae. The transcript has 7 exons. Gene Ontology annotation, molecular function: protein binding.
CAUUAGUGCAAGAGAACCCAUCGGCGAGGCAGGAGCUUUCCGGAGCUGUGCGACCUCGAGACGACUGGUGUAGUUGACGGUACGAGAAACGAGAACAGGAACCCCCCCAUCCCCGCUGCAGGAAGUUCUACACACCGUGCUCUAAACCGCGUGAAUGCGGGCCGUGGUCGUGUACGCGUGCGUUGUGCCUGUGCGUAUGGCCGUGCGUGCGUGAAAAGAAAAAGUGCGUGUGGGGGUGUAUUGUGAAUCGGAACACUGCGCUUGCAUCCUGACCGUAAAAGCCUGUAUGAAAAUAUCCCCAACGGUACGUGCAAUUCUGAACAUCUGAACGGCAAAACGGAUUACUGGAAGCACACCCUUAGGCUCCGGGUUUUCUGACGAUACCUGACGACGACCACGCUCGGUCUCGUCUUUCGGCACGAACACACAGCGACACACAGCGACACACAAUCAACCCCGUCUGCCCUGGUGGAGGAGGAGGAGGAGCUCCACACCGUAAUCAGGUGGCGUUGGUCCGGCAGGUGUUGCGGUGGCAUCGCUCUCCCAGGGAAUCGGAAGGUCCGCCCAGCGAUCAAUUCGGAAGGAAGCGACUCCGGUGUGACUCAUACGCACCCUUGCAGACAGCAAACUCGAGGUGUACAGCUGUAUCAUCUUAUACGUGGGGCAGACAAACACAACAGUUCAACGCUCAGGAUGAUUAUCAGGAGUUCGGGCCUGUCCGGGCUCGACCAGCACACGAUGAUAUAUUUAAUAGUAGCGAUAGCAUUAACACUGGUACCAGCGUCCAACAGCGCACCGAUGUAUGAAAGUGAUCAGACAGAGCUGGAGAACUAUGGUGAGUCGACUGGAUGCUACUACAACUACAAUCAUUACGGCGAGGGUGACCGGAUCAUGACAAACGAACCAUGCUUGAACUGCACGUGUCACGACCGCAUGCUGAUGUGCUAUCUGCGCGUCUGCCCGUUCACGAAGGCGAUCGGGCAGGACUGCACGAUUGAGAAGCGCGAAGAUCAGUGCUGUCCGGUGAUUACCUGCCCGGAGGUGGAAGUCCAGCUGCUCGACCAUCAAACGACGGCCAGUCCCUCGAACGCGCUCGGUGCGACCUCAUCUAGCGAGGUUGGUGCGCCCGACCAGUACGGUUGCUCGAUCAACGGACGGUUCUAUCCUGAGGGAGCUCAAGUGCCAUCAAAUCCACAAAAACCAUGCGAGUUGUGUUACUGUAUUCGUAACAUGACGACCUGCGUGAUGCAGGAGUGUACGCUGCACAUCGACGGCUGCCAACCGAUUUACAACAAGGGUGUCUGUUGUCCAGUGAAAUACGAUUGUGAUCACGAUAGAGAUUCGACCCUGAUGUUGGAGGACGAAAGUACGACGACGGUGCGUCCAACGCCAGGAUUCAUCCUCACCACCACCGUAUCCCCAUCCGUGUCUACCGACUGCGUGCACAACGGUGAAACGUACGCCGACGGUGCGCUAAUCACGACAGACAAGCCGUGCGAGCACUGCUACUGUAUGCGAGGCGAUAUCGUGUGCGCCGUUCAAGAGUGUGGCACGCCGCUGGAGAAUGAGGGCAAGAACUGUACCGCUUUGCCACCGGCCGCUGGCCAAUGCUGUCCGGACAAGUACAUCUGCGAUGGUAGUGCAGCCACCAUGAAGGUUACGACCGUCCCGAGCAUUCCGACAGCAGCCGAUGAUGGUGACGCUGAAGCGCAGGAGCAGGAGAAGGAACAGCCGCAGCUGGAAGAUAGUGCGCCGGCAAAAACUGAGCAGGAAUCGGAAGCAGCACAAACCACGCAGGCUGGUGCAGAAAGUACCACUAUGGCAACGAUGGACCAGAAGGUUCAGGAUGUAGUAACGGGCGAAAAGGAAAAGGUGUCCAGUGAAGAUGACGAGGAUCAGCAGGAACAGGAGCACGUUGCACCACAAUUCGAGGAUGUCCAGACGGACGAUAGCCACGAAGAGGAUGACGGUGAUGUGCAGGUUCAGAAUAAGAUUGAUGACGAGCAGCGACUGACGACGGUACAGCCGGUUGAGAGUGGUGAGCCAGGUGUUGAGAGUGAUCACAUCCCUGGACACGUGGGACCGCAUGAGGAGGAUGAGGACCAACGCCCGGAAACGACUACCACGGUUGCCUUUGAUGAUGUGCCUGCACUAACUACGGUACGAGCUGAGGUGCCAUCGAACACGGAAGGAGCACCAGCACAGGACGAAACAUCAACGGAGACACACGACGAGUCGGAGGUACCUAGCGAAGGAACGACUGUUGCACCCACCAAGGAUGCACCGGAACCGGAAGCGGAUGAUGUACCCGCUGAGCAGGAUGAGGACGAGCCAACAAGCACGAAGAAACCAACGGCUGAUGAAGUUGUACCGACGACCGUUCGAAGCGAGGAGGACAGUUUUGAACCGGCGGUAACGACGUCGCUUCCAGCGCUGGCCAGUGCUGAUGAGAAGGAAAACGAAAUCGAUGAACACCAUGACGAGGCAACGGAAACAAGCGCCAUCCAGCAUCAACCAGAGCAUGAUGAUGCUGUGGCGUCGGAAGACCACGACGAUCAGAAGGAACAGGAUGAGCAAGAGGAGCUGGAAGAUAGUCAAGCCACCGCUACCACUACGGCACUUCCGGAGCGCGAUGAGGUGACUAGCGAACCGGAAGUACAGACGCACGCCCCAUCGAGUGCAGCCGUUGUACCGGAGCAAGACAAGCCGGAUGUGAGCAGCGAGAAGAAGGAGCCCGCACAGAAGGCUGACGAUCAACCGGAGCAAGAUUUCGUAGAGUUACCGCCGGCAGUUGUUGUAACGGAGCUGCCACCGCUACCGACCGCCUCGGAUGAAACGAUCCCGGCCGAACAGACGCCUGAACCGCCGAAGGAUGAGAUUCUGGAAAAUAUGCCGCUCGAGGCCGAUUCGCACGUACUGUCCGAUUCGAUGACGACCGAGCACGCACCAACCUUUGGCGACCGGAAGGAGGACGAUGCACAGGAACCGGAACCGAUCCAUGUACAGCCUGGUGCGGAUAUGGAUGAGCCAGUCGAAAUGAACACCGUCAUUCCGCUGGAGAAGGAUGAGCAGAAGGUUGAGCAGCCGGAGAGCGAAGAAGCGGCCCAUGAUGGAGAGCCGGAGCAGGAGGAUCAUGUUGCGCUCAGCGAACCGGUCGAAGAGGAUGCGGACAGUGGUGAGAAGCAGGAUCAUGAAGAGGCACCAGUUGACCACGACGACAGCGAAGCACCAGCAACACCAGCUGCUCCACUCGACGAGAAGCAGGAAGCUGAUCUGGGUGUGGUGAGUCCGGACAAACUGUUCCCGGAGUCGAUUCCUGGCGAAGGUGACUGUUUGAUCGAUGGAGUUACGUACGAGAAUGGCGCUAGCGUGCCAACGUCCGGUAAAUGUCAGGUUGCCUGCCAUUGCUCGAACAGUAUCGUACACUGCGAAAUGGUACGUUGCCAGGCUCCGCCAAGCGACGACUGCACACUGAAAGCUACCGUAUCUGGAGAGUGCUGUCCGACGUACAGCUGUCCAAAGGAAACGACCUCAACUGCGAGCUCUGUAUCGGUAGAAUCGACCGAAGCCUCCACCGAGAGUGACGAUGCGGACAGUGAGGAAGAGCAACAGUCAGCGGAUGCAAGUGUGGAAUCUUUCGAAUCGUCGACCAAGGCACCGGUGUCUGACUCACAGUCUACCUCUACGGCCGAGGAGGACGAUGAGUCGAGCCAGCCAUCGGAAGCGGAAAGUGACAGCGCUGGAUUCGAUCUCGAUGACGAGGUGUUCAAACCGUUGCGACCGCAGGAACCUUCACUGGACAUGAACAUUAACUUGUUUGCCGGCAACCGUCCAACGACGGCGGACUACGAGGAUGUGAUCAUUUUGAGCACGGCUGCAACGACCAGCGCGCCUUCGGUUUCGACGGUGGUUGACACGGUGAAGGAAACCGUUGCACAACAGUCAACGGAACUGCCCCAGGGCGAGCAGCAGAUGUCGAUGAAAGCAACGACACCAUCUGCCGAAGGUGUGACGGAAUCGGAGCAGCAGGAGGAAUCUACCACAUCUGGUGAUGUUGCGGAGCGUGGUCCAGAGACUGAACAGGACGAGGUUGAAGAGGGACAGAAGCAGGAUGAAGAGCAGCAGCCAACGACUGUGAAGACUAUCGCUGGGGAGAGUCAAACGACACCGGUCAGCGAAACGGAAGAGAGCAGCUCGGUGGAGAGUGAACCGAUCCAGGACGAUACUGCUGAUGAUGGCGCUGAGAUAGCUGAGCAGGAGGUGCGUGGUACUACGCCUGCUGCUGAUGAGCCGGAAGAUGACAGCGUUCAGACUCAGGAAACGACGACUAGCGCGGAGAUUCUAGAUAAGCAACAGGAUGUCCAGGAACAGAAGGUAACAACUGCUCUCCCGGUGCAGGCAGAAGAAGACGAAAGCGAACGAGAUGAGGAGCAGGAACGCCCGGUUCCGACGACAGUUCGCUCUGUGGAGCCUGCUGCGGAAGUCACCACCGAGCGCGAACCAGAGGACCAUCAGAGCAACGAUAUCGAAAGUGAUGAAGUUGCCAGCCCGGCAGUCGACGACGACAAACCAUCGGCAAGCACGGAUGAUGAGGACACUCCUGCACAGGAAGCAACCACAACCGGAGACAUUGAAACGGCUGCAAAACAGGAGACGGUGACCGAGGCCCAACAGAAGGUGGAUGACGCGACGACCGUUGCAAGCGCUCACGCAGACCAAGAAGAGGAUCGCGUGCAAGAGGCAUCGACAACGCCAGCAGCAGCACUUGACGAGCCCGAAAAUGUGGAGCAUACUGAUGGGCAGCACGAAGAUGAAUCGGAUCUGACUGAGGAUGAAGCUACGGACUCACCGGCCGCUGCUGCAACUACUGCAAGACCAGUGAUGGAUGUGGAGCAGACGACAUCGUUUGUACAGGAGGCAGAAGCAGGACAGAAGCUGACUACCGUCAAGGAAGAAGAGCAAGCCGCUGUUACCACUGCACAGCCUGUUGGUGAUGAGAAGGAGUCGGACGAGCCAGCUUCGGUAACCGUGCAGACAGCUAUGGACGAAGAUGAUGAGGGUGGUCUCAAGACGACAGGGGUACCUGUUACCCAAAAGAUGACAACGGCACCAACAACUAGUGACGAUGCACUAAUCUUCCGCGUGGAGGAUGAAGAAGAGCAACCGAUCGUAAAACCGACCCUGGACGAAACUGUUCCAACUCAGGAAGCUGUGAAACCGGCGUUCGAUGAAGUGAAGCCUACUCAGGAUGCGGUGAAACCGAAGCCAGUCGAUAGGGAAGAGUCGGACGACGAUAAUCUGAUCAGCCCGGAACAGGACGGUGGAUUCCAUUUCCCGCAAGAGGAUGACGAUGAGGCGGAAGAGCCCAUCUUCAAGCCAUCGCUGGACGACACGGAGCAGCAGCACGUCGAUAUGCCGUUGCCGGUCGAGAUUCCUCAGGAAACGCUUGAACCGGUCGAUCAAAUUAAGGAGCAGGACGAGGUUGUGCAGACUACCACCACCGUGCCUAGUGAGCGUGUAACAGCGGCUCCAAGCACCGUUGAGCCAUCGAAGCCGGAACAGGACCGAGAGCAGGUACCGCAAGUAGAGGAUGAUGCUCAGGAAAGCAACGAAAUUGAAGCGGACGUUCAGAAGAUUACUGUACCGGUGAAGAAACCGGAGCAGACACCGAUUUACGACGAAAUCGAAGAAACCGAACAGCAAACCGUUGAGCCCACCAAACAUACACCGGAACUAACGACGGCUGGACACAAGGAACAGGACGUCGAGGUACAACCUACGACUGUGAAGGUUGAUGUGACGGAGGACGCGCAAGACAAAACUGGUGAUGAGCAGGAGCAACCAACGACGGCUACACACUCAAGUGACGCAGUUGACGUAACACCAGCUACUGAGCAACACGAGGAACAGGAUGAGACGGAGAAGGACGAUGUAGCGGAAGCAGUGCCAGAAUCGGACAGCACACCUUCGACGACUGUCCGUGUUUCGGAGGCUGAUAGUGAACAGGACGAGGAGCAGAAUGUCCCAACUGCCGCACCUACAGUGGCUCAAGAGCAGGAGAAACAGACUACUCCUUCGGUGCCCACGCGCGAUGAUAGCGAAUCGGAAGAGAAGGAAGACACACCUCAGCUUCCACUGGCCGAUGACGAUGAGGACGUGCAAGAAGCGACAACACCGGAAGCAUCUUUGAAGCCGGAGAGCGCCGACGAGAGCGAACCGGAGAGAGACCAGGUUGCACAGUCUCACGACCAGGUUGACGAGGAUGAGCAGGUUGAGGUCGCUACAACGAAACUGACCGCUUCGAACGAUGAAGUGCAAACGACCACGGCAGAUGUAGAUGUAAAACAGACGCCUUCUUCAGUAUUAAUGGAACAGUCCACGACUCUAGCACCGGUGAAGGAUGCUGAGCAGGAGGACGAACAGACGCAAAAGCCAGUCUUUGACGACGGUGCUGCACAGGCGAGUGUCGAAGAGAGUGAUGAGCAGGAAACGGAAACGACACCAAAGGUACCAGUGGCUCACGCUGCGCCAGAUGCAUCGGAGGAAGAGGUGUCCGACACAGAACCUGUUACUGUCGACAGCAGCAGCGCCAUUACUGAAGCAACGCUGAAGGAUUCGGAGGAAGACCAACAGCUCGGCGACGACGAUGACAAGCAGAACGAACAGGUGCAAACGACCGUAGCUCCACAGGAGACUCAGGAUAAGAAGCAACAGCCAGAGCCGGAAGUGGAGGUUACUACUACGCAAGCAGACCCAGUGCACGUCGCUCCGUUGGAGGAUGACGUCGAUUUCGAGCCAGAACAGCCGGCAAUUGCCAGCACAGCCGCACCACAAACUGUUGCCGAGCAGGACAAACAGACGACUACCGUUGUGCCCGUGGACGACGAUAAGGCGGAGGAGCCGUUGAGCACGGAAACGGAAAAGAUGACUGAAGCUCCAGCAGAGCAGGAGAUUCAGGCCACUACGGUUCGGGCUACUGAGUUCGAUUUUAACGUUGUCGACACCGAUCAUGAGCAUCCGAUCGCUGAGCCAGAAUCAGAUGACGUUGCUCAGGACGAGAUUGCCCACAGUACCACGUUCGCUACGCCAGAGCAACCAAGCUCAGCGCACGAUACGCCAGCCGAGCAGGAUGCAGGUGAAGGUGAGUCUACCGAUGAUGCAUCUACCCCGGCGUACGAUGAAGCGGUAAAACCGGUGGCUGAUACGCACGAUGAUCACGACGAUAUGCAAGACGUUCGCGUUACUACUGGUGCUUCCGUCGACGAUGAAGAUUCGGCAGAAGACGAUGAAGAUGUGCAAAUCACGACCGUACGACAGAAGCCAAUCAGCGAAGAGGAACGACCAUCGUCAACUACAGCUGCACCAGUACCGAAGGAACCGGAGCAAGAUCAAGCUGGCGAAGAAAUCCGUCCUGUCAGUGCGGAGGAACCGGAAGCGACGAGCGAGUCCGUACCAGAACAGGAUGAGAAGGUACAACCAGCCGAACCGGCCACUGACAAGCCAUCGGCUGUGCACGAUGCGGUCGAGACUGCUGGAACUACCUCAGAAGAAGAGCAGGACGAUGUGGAACAACCACAAACGGACGAUCUGCACGCGGAUGAUGAUUCGUCGGAGGAGGAAGACACACCGGUCAGGUUGACUACGACAGCAGCUCCAGUGAAGGCUACCACGACAGAGGAGGCACUUACCACACCAACGAAGGAGGAAGUCGCCGAGGCGGUUACGGCAAAGGUUGACGUGUACACGACGGUUGUGCCGGGUUCGGACUCGCAGGUAACCGAACAGCAUACCACCGUACAGCAGGAGGACGAACCGGUUUCAACUGCAGCACCAGCAGUACCUAGCACCACCGUCACUUCGCAGCCAGCGGAAGAAGCUAGUCCAACAGCUAGUACCCCGGGCUUGGCUCAGGAUGUCGAAGCAGAAGCCUCGGAAGCACCAGAAGUGCCGUUGGAAGCGGUGACGGUGUCAAGCACGGUACCGGCUAUUACCACAACGCAGCUGACAGAUGUCAAAACGGAAGAGCCUGUACGCGAGGAGGUAUCGAAGGCACCUGUACCGGAGGUAUCGCAUGACGAGCUUUCGCCAACGACGAUCGCACCAAUCGCUGCCCAGGACGAUAAGCUCGACGAAAAGAUUGACAGCGUUGAGGAUAAGCCGAAGCCAACGGUCCCGGUGGCUGAGGAGGAACUGGUCCAGAAACCACAGCCGGCAGGUGAUGAGAGCGAUGAGCAGCAGGUUGCUGCAAAGCCAACCUUCACCGAAGACGAAGAGGACGACCAGCAGAAGGUGCAGGAGCAGGACGUGACGGGACUGCACGAUGAUACCAGCAGCCCAGCGAAGCCCACACAGCAACCGGAAACGGUUGGACCUUCGUACGGUGCACCGGGCCAGCACUACGACUCCGGUUACGGACACAUGCCACCACACUAUCCACCAUCCUCGUACGAGGACGACUAUGGCGAAGAGGAGGAUCCAGCCGCGUUCGGACCGGGCACCUGCCGCUACGGCGGUAAGCUGUACGUGUCCGCCCAACAGAUCCCGCGGGACGAUCCGUGCGACUUCUGCUUCUGCUUCCGCAGCGAUAUCAUCUGCCUGCAACAGUCUUGCCCACCACCGAUCAGUGGCUGUAACGAGGAGCCAAUAGCCGGUUUCUGCUGCCCGCGGUACGAAUGUCCGGUGUCGAUGGCAACGGUGUUGAACGUGACGACCAGCACGACCACCACGACGACCACGUUGCCACCCCACUUCCUGCCGCACGCGUACAAGGGACACGUGCAGAAGCGCGGUUGCCAGAUUCAGGGCAAACCGUACAACGUCGGUGAAACGGUUGCUUCCGCAUCCGGUCCUUGCAUGCGAUGCACGUGCGGCGGUGACGGUCAGAUGCAGUGCGAACCGAAGGCGUGCAGCCCGGAGCCGAUGCUGCAGCAGAUGAUUGCCGUGGCAGCGGCCAAGAGAAGAUGAGCGGACACCACGGCAGGAUGGGAUCGGGUUCGAGCUGCAACAGUACGCCCGUCACUGCGCGUCCGUCGCCAGCAAACGCAUGUGUAGACACGAAAUAUCGGUAGGGGCAGUACGGCGGCGGCGGCAUCGUCGACAGUGACGGUUUUGGGACAAACGAUAUUAGCACUAAGUAAGCUUAAGUAAAAACGGACUGAGGGUGACUAACGGACGAUCACGUACGCAGACCGUAGAGCGACGACGCGCAGAUGCUGGAUACAAAAUUAGCACGGCUAAAGGACGAUCACAGAAACCAGUUCGAUCAGAAACCGACAAACGCGGUAGAGAAGCGCCAUACACGUUUAAGGCGAUCCACUAUGUAACGUCCAUCGCUUCCGUUUCCGAUGUGGUUUUCAUUGCUCUAGGUAUUUGCGUACAUACGAUUCUUUAACCCCCCCGCUUUUUGUUGUUUGGCUUCCGUUCUCGAACGAUUAUCUUUUUUCGGAACAGCUACAGUAAUGAUGCAUUUAAGAAAAAUCGAUGCAGACCGAUUAUUUAUACUGACUUUGGGACAGGGAUGGGAGGCGGAUUUGUAAGGGACUUGUUGAAGGCGGGUCUGCAUAGCGGACACACCUCUCCUAUGCAAGUCAAUUGGUUGCGUCACUGCUUGCCACACACAUCAACCUUCCCUUUCUGCAAGGAUCAGGCUCCUCAGGGGGUCCUUGUCUAUUGGUGAACGGUCGCCUGUCCGCUCGUGUGACGGCUUGCUGGCGAUUGAGACACAGUCGCCGCAACACUCCGAAUGUUACCAGAAGUGCAACCGUCAGCUCAUCAGACCACUCCACCCGCAAGGCACACCAGCGACACGCUUGGACCGAACCAGGCACGGAACAAGCGUUGAUAUCCUAGAUGUCCUAACUCCCAGACACAGUGCUCAGACGCCCGAUGAUUGACCGAUCGGAGCAGGUGCCGGCGACCCGAUGGUAUAUGCACUCCCUCGGUUGCCGGCCAACUUUUCGGACUGGUCACUAUCGCCCGCUAACCGGCCGAUAGUAGCCAGUAGGGUAUAAUGCUUCCGACACCUCACCCAUUCGAAAAGGGCUCCUAGGAUCGCUUGAACAUUUGGCAAUGCUGAGCUGGCUAGCUAGCAAGACCGGUAGACCCGGACACCUGAGCGCUCCACACUUAGUUAGGUGGGGGGGCUAUCGGGGGACUUAUCAAGGUGCGAGCAGUGCUAUCCUCGUACCUCCUGGGGACUUGUUUCGUGCUUCCGUUUAGAAUCAGCUCCAACAGUGUCGCUACAUCUCCAUAGAUUUCUCUCCUAUCGCUACUCACUGCAGCGAGGAUGCCACACGCUCCACAACGCAGCUGAAGUGUCCUUCCUUCCUUCCGCUCCUCGUAUUCGCUCACGAGGUGUAGGCGUCUCGGCAAACAAUCUACGGCCGCGUGCCUGCACUACUCACGCAGCAAAACUUGUUGGCGUUGGCACACUGAUAGCACCAUUACGAUUGCGAGUGUAACUAUUUUUAAAUAUUAUCAUUAAAUUUAUUUUUAUUAUAAAGAUUAUCUUUUUUUUUUACAUGUAUCUCUGUAUAUUUUGCCAUAAUUUUAAAAAAACACACAAGCAACCGCUACCCAGCGACCGUCACGGUUGAAUUCAUUGGGAACACCUUUUCGGCAGCGCCCCCACCAAAUUGACUGUCAAAAGCUUGCAUUGCGCCUUUUUUUUACUUCUUCUCCCUGGUUCGAGAAGAUGGGAAUAUUAGCACGAUAACGAUGAGCAGAGAAUGAACAGGGAACGUCGGUUUUGUUUGUAAGAUAGACUCAUGCAGGAAACAGAAAAAAACUGGUCUAGAAGCGAUAUUGUGGAACGGAUGGAGGAACUAUUGGCGCGCGGUAAAGUUAUCAAGGAUCAGGCGUAAGAUAUGCUUGCUUCUCCGGUACAGUUUUACCUCGCACCAAUAUGUCCGACCAAGUAGUACUUGGACCACUCUUGACCAACUCGCUCUGACGUUUGGUACUAGACACACUCGCAGAUUCAGAUCUUGAUUAGACUUCAACGCACCCAGCACAGUAUCAGUAUCAGUCGUUCUCAACAAAACAACAACAAAAAACGCCAGAAAUUCGAAGAUUUUAUGCACAACCAUUACUAACAGACAGGACCAGCAAUCGGAAACGAACGCAACAUGGAUGAUACGAAUCACAAGGAGAAGCAUUUAUCAGCCGCCAGCCGCUUGUAGUGGUGGCCAAGAGGAUGUUUUUUGAUUAUUUUCUCUCUCUCUCUCGUGUUUGCGAUCACUUCCCGGCCGAGAGGAACUAGGGCAUCACCACCACCAAUACUAUCUAUUUUCCCAGACGAACGAGCACAACCGGUGCGACCCUGAACCAGAGUGACAACGCGUACGCUCGCCCGAGCUGUUUUUUUUCCCUCCCUUUCAAAUAUCCAUCUCCAGCAGAUAUUCUGGAUAGUUCCCUAUCCCCUGCAGACCUCCGCUUCGGAUCUCCGCGAGGGUUACGCGCCCUGGCAGAGACUCCACCGCGGACAACGAGGACUCUCUGCUCUGCUCAAUGGAAUGGACCUCACACACACAAAAAAACAGCUCGCUCCAGCUGCCUUCGGGGUGUAGGCAGCCUGGCGACCGAGGGCGCUCUUGCUCGGGUUCACACUCUGCUGACAACCAUAUUCGCCGACCGAACAACAAGCGAGUAGUAGGCAGUAGCCUAUAAGUAGAAAAAUAGUUUUUAAAUUCAUAUUAAUACUUGGGCAAGCGGCGGACGGGAGUUCGUCUUCCCAUGCGACGCGCCUACCGUUUUCUUUCGCGCGCCGAAGGAAACAGAAAAGAAAAAAUUUGCACAAACUUAAUCCCCCCCCGUUGCACAACAGCUUGGACGACGUCUUGUCCGAACGAGCGGGCGCGCAUGGGGAGAGUGUUUUCUGUUUUGUUUGUCUCUUUUGGCGGAAAAUGAUUGCUAGGGCUAGGACGGCGGAAGCGAAAACGGGUAAGCACAUCCAGCCAGGCACAUAGUAGAAUAAACAGGCAGAGUAAUGAUGAGGGGCGGAUGAAACCGGGGGUAGAGGGAGCAGAAGAGGAAGCAGAGGAAGAAAAAGAAAAUGCCGCAGGAAAAGGAAAGGAAGCUUAAGGAAAUGCAAAAAAAGGAAAAAUAAACAGAUAAUUCAGGAUAUUUUUAAGUGUCCUUUUAUACUGAAAAUAAAAUUUUUACGUAAAAGCUAAA